UGAGGCGGCGGCGGCUGCGGCCCCUUUAAGCGCCGGCCUGGUCGGCCUCCUCCCGCCUCUCUCGGCGAACGCGGAAGCCUCCUUGCGGGGAACGAGAAGGAAGGCCAAGGCCCCGCCAUGGCGCCCCCCCUGCAGCCCCAGGGCAGCUGCGGACCCUGGGAGAUGCGCGAGCGCCUCGGCACCGGAGGCUUCGGCAACGUCCUCCGCUGGCAGAACCAGGAGAGUGGGGAAGAAAUUGCUAUCAAACAGUGUCGUCAGGAGCUCAGCCCACGCAACAGAGAAAGAUGGUGCUUAGAAAUACAAAUCAUGAAACGGCUAAACCACCCCAAUGUGGUGGCUGCCCGGGACGUCCCAGAAGGGAUGCAAAACCUUGCACUGAAUGACUUGCCAUUGCUGGCUAUGGAGUACUGCCAGGGAGGAGAUCUCAGGAGGCACCUGAAUCAGCUUGAGAACUGCUGUGGGCUGCGGGAGAGAGCUAUCCUUAUAUUGCUGUCAGACAUUGCCUCUGCUCUCAGAUACCUUCACGAGAACAGGAUCAUCCAUAGAGACCUGAAACCAGAAAACAUUGUCCUUCAACAAGGAAAAGAGAGGCUAAUACACAAGAUCAUUGAUUUGGGGUAUGCCAAAGAGCUGGAUCAAGGCAGCCUUUGCACUUCCUUCGUUGGGACAUUGCAGUAUCUGGCCCCGGAACUUCUGGAGCAGCAGAAAUACACAGUGACUGUGGAUUACUGGAGCUUUGGCACCUUGGCCUUUGAGUGCAUCACAGGCUUCCGACCUUUUCUGCCCUCCUGGCAACCAGUGCAAUGGCAUGCAAAAGUCCGGCAGAAAAGUGAGCUGGAUAUUGUUGUCUAUGAAGACUUGUCGGGAGAAGUGAAAUUUUCUAGCAAGCUGCCACACCCCAACAAUCUGAACUGGGCUUUCUUUUUCCUGCUUUCCUUCAGUGUUUUGGCUGAGCGGCUGGAGAAAUGGCUGCAGCUGAUGCUGCAAUGGCAUGCGCGGCAGAGAGGCACUGACCCCACCUAUGGUCCCAAUGGUUGUUUCAAGGCUUUGGAUGAUAUAUUGAAUUUAAAACUGGUGCAUAUCCUAGACAUGGUAACAGGAUCCGUGCACGUGUAUCCUCUGGCAGAGGACGAGACCUUACAGAGUGUGAAAGCCAAGAUCCAGGCAGAUACUGGCAUCCCAGAGCAGGACCAGGAGCUGCUUCAGGAAGGAGGGUUGGCAUUAUUUUCUGAGAAACCAGCCAUUCAGCAUCUGGCUGACAUCAAGCUAAAUGAUGCUACAGUUGCUGACACAGGCCUCUUCUUCCUGUUCGACAACCGAAAAGUUACAUACAGGCCUCAGAUCUCUCCCCGACCUCAUCCAGAAAGCAUUAACAGUAUUCUUCAAGACCCAAAGAAGAACCUCUCCUUCCUCCAGCUGCGCAAAGUGUGGGGGCAAGUCUGGCAUUCCAUCCGAAGACUGAAUGAGGACUUCCACCAGCUCCAGCACGGGCAGCGGGCAGCCAUGAGGAACCUUCUGCGCCACAACAGUACCCUUUCCAAGAUGAAGAACACGAUGGCCUCCCUAUCACAGCAGCUGAAGGCAAAGCUGGACUUCUUCAAAGCCAGCAUCCAGAUUGACUUGGAGAAGUACAAUGAGCAAACUGAAUUUGGAAUCACUUCUGAGAAACUGCUGCUUGCAUGGAAGGAAAUGGAGCAGACUGUGGAGCUCUGUGGGCGGGAGGAGGAAGUUGAGCAGCUGGUGAAGAAGACGAUGGCCCUACAGACAGACAUUGUGGACCUGCAGAGAAUCCCACAGGGCCCGAAACAAGGGAGCUCUUUGGAUGCCCUAGAGGGACAAGCAAAGGACUUGUACCAGAGACUGAGAGAAAAGCCAAGAGACCAAAGGACUGGUGGAGACAGUCAAGAAGUCGUGAGGCUACUUCUGCAAGCAAUCCAGACCUUUGAAAAGAAAGUCGGCCUCCUUUAUGCUCAGCUCAGUAAAACAGUUGUCUGCAAGCAAAAGGCACUGGAGUUAUUUCCUAAAGUGGAUGAGGUGAUGAGCCUGAUGAAUGAGGAUGAGAAAAUGGUUGUUGUGCUUCAGGAUAAACGGCAGAAAGAGCUGUGGAACCUGUUGAAAAUUGCCUGUAGCAAGGUGCGUGGGCCUGUCAGUGGGAGCCCAGACAGCAUAAGCGCAUCACGCCUUAGUAAUCCCGGUCAACUCUCAUUGCAGGUUCCAGCCCUGCACAGUAAUCUACAGGAUCCUGGGAUUAAAAGUGAGGAAUUGCUGGUGGAAUCUCGAAGUCUCUGCAGUCAGCUAGAGAAUGUGAUGCACCACACAAUGAAGGAUCAAGAGCAUAGCUUUAUGGUAACAUCUCACGUUUUCUGUUGUCAAGUGACUGGGGCGAGGGGAGGGGAGAGACUGAUGCUUUACCAGUACAGUCCCUGCAGGUCAGUUUGACAGUGGGUGGCAUUGCCCCUCUCUCCGACACCUGAUGUUAGAUGGUUGACAGGUAGGUGGCCUUCCCCAUAUGAUAGCACCAAUAACUUGUUUCUAGCCAGUGAGAAAGCACUCUUAUUUAGACUAGCUUAUAGUCACACAAGAGAGGAUUUAACCUGAGGUGAAAAAUACUUUGGAGGGAAUUGGACAGGAAGCCACAGUUUUUAUGAGUGAGGUGUCUCAAUAAGCACUUGUUUUGUUUUAGGCUCUGGACUGGAGUUGGUUGAAACUUCAAGAGGAAGAAAGAGGAAAAGGCCUAGAACAAACCCAGAUGUGAAAAGGGCACUAUUAAACCACUUAAAAGCUAACAUUUUAAAACUUGGUAGCCUGCUAUGAACAAGGCUGCUAUCUUUGUUGAGAAAUCUAUGCCUAUUGCCCACUGACUGAUUGUAUUCAUUUUUUUUACCCUUAAUCAUAUGUAUAUAUAAAAUAUACUGUUUCUGUACUAUG
Zootoca vivipara (common lizard) is the source of this 2928-nucleotide messenger RNA. Lineage: Eukaryota; Metazoa; Chordata; Lepidosauria; Squamata; Lacertidae. The record is from RefSeq and is a predicted model, not a curated record.